AUGACCUCACUGAUUCCUCCCCACAGCCCCACUUUGCAGAUGGGAAAGCUGAGGCGUGAGAGGUUGCGUAACUCCGGGCCAGCCACACAGCGAGUGGACAGCCGCGGAGGGACUCGGGCAGCGCCCCUGCGCUAUCUCCCGGUGUCGUCCCCUCUCCGCUCCGGCCCGCGCUCCGCCUCUGUGAUCCCACCCCCACCACAGUUUUCCCUCCUGGGCGCUCUGGAUCUCUCCGCCCCCGGCUCCCGGUUUCCUUGUCAAACCUUCCUGCCUUGGCAGGGGCCCGAGUCCCCACCCCCUUCCUGCCCCCCGCCCCUCCGCGCCCCUCCUCGCCCCGCGAUCCGCGGCCUUCGGCUUCCGCGCCGCUCCCGCAGUCGGGCUGGGGCUCAGCGUAGGGACCCUCGCCCGGUCCUCCGCCGCCCAGUCCUCCCCGCCGACCCCAGCGGCCCCCACCCCAGGCCGGCGGAGAGACAGGGCCCGAGGCAGGCAUCUGCAAUGUCGCCACCUCUUCGUCCCUUCUUUCUCCUGGCCCUGGGCCUGGGGCUGGCUGGAACUCUCAAGCCCAAUGAUCCCAAUGCCUGCAGCUUCUGGGAAAGCUUUACCACCACCACCAAGGAGUCCCACUCCCGUCCCUUCAGCCUGCUUCCCUCAGAGCCCUGCGACCGGCCCUGGGAGGGCCCUGACGCCUGCCCCCAGCCCUUGGUUGUCUACCGGACCGUGUACCGUCAGGUGGUGAAGACAGACCACCGUCAGCGCCUGCGGUGCUGCAGUGGCUUCUACGAGAGCAAUGGGGCCUGUGUCCCGCUCUGUGUCCAGGAGUGUGUCCACGGCCGCUGUGUGGCGCCCAAUCAGUGCCAGUGUGUGCCAGGCUGGCGGGGCAAUGACUGCUCCAGUGAGUGUGCCCCAGGAGUGUGGGGGCCACAGUGUGACAAGCCCUGCAGCUGUGGCAACAGCAGCUCCUGUGAUCCCAAGAGUGGGGUAUGUUCUUGCCCCCCUGGCUUGCAGCCCCCAAACUGUCUUCAGUCUUGCCUUCCUGGCCAUUAUGGUCCUGCCUGUCAGUUCAGCUGUCAGUGCCAUGGGGCGCCCUGUGAUCCCCAGACUGGAGCCUGCUUCUGCCCCCCAGAGAGAACUGGGCCCAGCUGUGAUGUGUCCUGUCCUCAGGGCACUGCUGGCUUCUUCUGCCCCAGCACCUAUCCUUGUCACAACGGAGGUGUCCUCCUGGACCCCCAGGGCUCCUGCAGCUGCCCACCUGGCUGGAUGGGUACCAUCUGCUCCCUGCCCUGCCCAGAGGGCUUCCACGGACCCAAUUGCUACCAGGAAUGUCGCUGUCACAACAGAGGCCUCUGCGACAGAUUCACUGGGGAGUGUCACUGCACUCCGGGCUACAUAGGGGAUCGGUGCCGCGAGGAGUGCCCGGUGGGCCGCUUUGGGCAGGACUGUGCCGAGAAGUGUGACUGCGCCCCAGGCGCCAGCUGCUUCCCGAUCAACGGCGCGUGUCUGUGCGAACACGGCUUCACCGGGGACCGCUGCACUGAGCGCCUCUGCCCCGACGGCCUCUACGGCCUCAGCUGCCAGGCGUCCUGCACCUGCGACCCCGAGCACAGCCUCAGCUGUCACCCGAUGAACGGGGAGUGCUCGUGCCUGCCGGGCUGGUCGGGCCUCCACUGCAACGAGAGCUGCCCGCAGGACACGCACGGGCCCGGCUGCGAGGAGCACUGUCUCUGCCUGCACGGCGGCGUCUGCCAGGCCGACAGCGGCCUCUGCCGGGGCGCGCCGGGAUACACGGGUCCUCACUGCGCUAGCCGCUGUCCCCCGGACACGUACGGGGUCAACUGCUCCGCACGCUGUUCAUGUGAGAAUGCCAUCGCCUGCUCACCCAUCGACGGCACGUGCAUCUGCAAGGAAGGUUGGCAGCGUGGAAACUGCUCUGUGCCCUGCCCACCUGGAUCCUGGGGCUUUGGUUGCAAUGCCAGCUGUCAGUGUGCCCAUGAGGCAGCCUGUAGCCCCCAAACUGGAGCCUGUACCUGCACACCUGGAUGGCAUGGGGCCCACUGCCAGCUGCCCUGCCCAAAGGGGCAGUUUGGUGAAGGUUGUGCCAGUCGCUGUGACUGUGACCACUCUGAUGGCUGUGACCCUGUUCAUGGACACUGCCAGUGCCAGUCUGGCUGGAUGGGCACCCGCUGCCACCUGCCCUGCGCUGAGGGCUUCUGGGGAGCUAACUGCAGCAACACCUGCACCUGCAAAAAUGGGGGCACCUGCCUCCCUGAGAAUGGCAAUUGUGUGUGUGCACCUGGAUUCCGGGGUCCCUUCUGCCAGAGAUCCUGCCAGCCUGGCCGCUAUGGCAAACGCUGUGUGCCCUGCAAGUGUGCUAACCAUUCCUCCUGCCACCCCUCGGAUGGGACCUGCUACUGCCUGGCUGGCUGGACAGGCCCUGACUGCUCCCAACCAUGUUCCCCAGGACACUGGGGAGCCAACUGUGCCCAGCUCUGUCAAUGUCGCCACGGUGGGACCUGCCACCCACAAGACGGGAGCUGUUUCUGCCCCCCAGGCUGGACUGGACACCACUGCUUGGAAGGCUGCCCUCCAGGCAUGUUUGGGGCCAACUGCUCCCAGUCAUGCCAGUGUGGUCCUGGAGAGAGGUGCCACCCAGAGACUGGAGCCUGUGUGUGUCCCCCAGGGCACAGUGGUGCAACCUGUAGGAUCGGAAGCCAGGAGCCCUUCACCAUGAUGCCUAUCUCUCCAGUGGCCUAUAACUCGCUGGGCACACUGAUUGGCAUCGCAGUGCUGGGGUCCCUUGUUGUGGCCCUAGUGGCAUUAUUCAUUGGCUACCGCUAUUGGCAAAAAGGCAAGGAACACCAACACCUGGCAGUGGCCUACAGCAGCGGGCGACUGGACAGCUCUGAGUAUGUCAUGCCAGAUGUCCCUCCGAGCUACAGUCACUACUACUCCAAUCCCAGCUACCACACCCUGUCGCAGUGCUCUCCUAAUCCCCCACCCCCUAACAAGGUUCCAGGCAGUCAGCUCUUUGCCAGCCUCCAGGCCCCUGAGCAUCCAGGUGGAGCCCACGGACAUGAUAACCACACCACCUUGCCUGCUGACUGGAAGCACCGCCGGGAGCCCCCUCCAGGGCCUCUGGACAGGGGUAGCAGCCGCCUGGACCGCAGCUACAGCUACAGCUGCAGCAAUAGUAAUGGCCCCGGUCCGUUCUAUAAUAAAGGGCCCAUCUCUGAAGAGGGGUUGGGCACCAGCGUGGCUUCCCUGAGCAGUGAGAACCCUUAUGCCACCAUCCGGGACUUGCCUAGCCUGCUAGGGGGGCCCCGGGAGAGCAGCUAUGUGGAGAUGAAAGGCCCACCCUCAGGAUCACCCCCCAGGCAGCCUCGUCAGCUCCGGGACAGCCAGAGGCGGCGGGACCCUCAGUCGCAGAGAGACAGUGGUACCUAUGAGCAGCCCAGCCCCCUGAUCCAUGACCGAGACUCUGUGGGCUCCCAGCCCCCCUUGCCUCCAGGACUGCCCCCUGGCCACUAUGACUCACCCAAGAACAGCCACAUCCCUGGACACUAUGACUUGCCUCCAGUACGGCAUCCCCCAUCACCCCCACUUCGGCACCAGGACCGUUGAGGACCCAAGAUGGUGUGGCAGAGGCCAGCAUACCUGGACCUUGCUGCCCAAGGCUGGGGACAGAGCCUGGUGUAUCCUGCCAGGAGCAGGGUGUGGACCAGUAGGCUGUGAAUGUGAACACAUUUAAUGAAGGAAGUGAAUGGAGAGAUGGGAGCCCAACUCUGUUUCCAUCACGGAAGACACUGGUCAACAGGAUGCCUGGUCCCCUUUCUCCAGCCCACUGCUCCACAAGGCCCUUAGGGUCCUGUAUACAUAAUUUGGUGGGCUGAGUGUUGCUGGAUGACUCUGGUUUCAGACUGAUUUUAAAAAUGCGUAUUGGGUAUCUUUUGUGUGUGUGUGUGUGUGUGUGUGUGUG
Molecule: messenger RNA, 3970 nt
Organism: Galeopterus variegatus (Sunda flying lemur)
Lineage: Eukaryota; Metazoa; Chordata; Mammalia; Dermoptera; Cynocephalidae
Gene: PEAR1
Product: platelet endothelial aggregation receptor 1
Exons: 23
Coding region: 1-3615 (1204 amino acids)
Cellular component (GO): membrane
Molecular function (GO): protein binding
Source: RefSeq, a predicted model, not a curated record